UGGGGGAGGGCGUUCCGUGUGUGUCUGUGUUGUUGUUCGGCGGCGGCGGCGGCGGCGGUAAGAUGGCUGCCCACGGGGGCUCCGCGGCGUCCUCGGCGCUGAAGGGGUUAAUCCAGCAGUUCACCGCCAUCACCGGUGCAAGUGAAAGUGUAGGGAAACAUAUGCUUGAAGCCUGCAACAAUAAUCUGGAGAUGGCAGUCACUAUGUUUUUGGAUGGUGGAGGAAUCGCUGAAGAGCCCAGUACCAGUUCAGCAAGUGUCUCCACUGUCAGACCACACACAGAAGAGGAAGUCCGGGCCCCAAUUCCUCAAAAGCAAGAAAUAUUGGUGGAACCAGAACCUUUGUUUGGUGCUCCUAAAAGACGCCGUCCUGCACGUUCAAUAUUUGAUGGUUUCCGGGAUUUUCAGACUGAAACUAGUAGUUCGGCAAGAACAGGAAUUAAGAAAUGGAGGAGCAAUAGAUAAGAAACUAACUACCCUUGCAGAUCUGUUCCGGCCACCCAUUGAUUUGAUGCAUAAAGGCAGCUUUGAAACGGCCAAAGAGUGUGGCCAGAUGCAGAAUAAGUGGCUGAUGAUCAACAUUCAGAAUGUACAAGACUUUGCAUGCCAGUGCCUCAACCGUGACGUGUGGAGCAAUGAAGCUGUGAAGAAUAUUAUCCGGGAACAUUUCAUUUUCUGGCAGGUUUAUCACGACAGUGAGGAAGGUCAGAGAUACAUACAGUUUUAUAAGCUAGGGGAUUUCCCCUAUGUUUCCAUCUUGGAUCCACGGACAGGUCAGAAGCUAGUAGAGUGGCACCAGUUAGACGUGUCUUCUUUCUUGGACCAAGUAACGGGAUUUCUGGGUGAACACGGGCAACUGGAUGGACUUUCUAGCAGUCCCCCCAAAAAAUGUGCCCGUUCAGAGAGCCUUAUAGAUGCAAGUGAAGACAGCCAGCUAGAAGCUGCCAUCAGAGCCUCCUUACAAGAGACACAUUUUGAUUCCACACAGACAAAACAGGAUAGCCGCUCAGAUGAAGAAUCUGAAUCUGAACUUUUUUCUGGCAGUGAGGAGUUCAUAUCCGUUUGUGGCUCUGAUGAAGAGGAGGAGGUAGAGAAUCUUGCCAAGUCUAGAAAGUCUCCCCACAAAGAUUUGGGGCAUAGAAAAGAGGAGAACAGAAGGUCACUGACUGAGCCCCCUGCCAGAACUGAGCCUGGAACAGCCACAAACCACCAAGGAUUGCCAGCCGUGGAUUCAGAAAUACUGGAGAUGUCACCUGAAAAAUCAGAUGGAAUAGUGGAAGGCAUUGAUGUAAAUGGACCAAAAGCACAGCUGAUGUUGCGGUAUCCAGAUGGAAAAAGGGAACAAAUCACUCUUCCAGAGCAAGCUAAACUGCUAGCUUUGGUGAAGCAUGUCCAGUCUAAAGGAUAUCCAAAUGAACGUUUUGAACUUCUCACCAACUUCCCUCGAAGGAAACUCUCUCAUCUGGACUAUGAUAUUACAUUACAAGAGGCCGGCCUUUGUCCUCAAGAGACUGUCUUUGUACAGGAAAGAAAUUAACAUCAUGGCCUGACCUCUCUCAGCUCACCCCAUUUUUUCCCUUUCUCUGUGAGAUACCAUGUCACUGAGUAUGCAUUUGGCUCAUUGGACCGUAGAGCCAAAGUUGGGCAAGCAAGUCACCUGCCUUCUCUUUUAUUUCUUGUUCUGUCCUGUAAUCAGUCUCACUCCCACCCCUUUUAUUCUCUCCUCUCCCAUUUUUCUUUUUCCUACUUUCCCCUCUCUUUCUUACCUAAUCUGGUGACCAAAUGGAAGUGUUAGGAUAAGACCUCCUAGUACUGGCAGCAGGAAAUGUGUUCCAAUAAGUGGUCUCUUUCACGGCACUUUUUGGGGAUCAAAUGAUAAUGUUACUCCUCAGACUCGUUUGGUAAAGGAAUGGCUAGAUUCAGAGUAAGAACAGCCUCCCUUUUUUGUAAGCCCCAUGUUUAGUAGGGAGAAGAAAUUCUGUAACACGUGUUUUGUUUUUUGUUUUGUUUUGUUUUGUUAUUCAUGUAGGAAAUAUCACGAAACAAAGUGUCCAGGCUUUUGUUUACAUGAAAAAAGCAUCCUUUAUAAUUAUUGCUCAUAUAUUUAAAUUUGUUUUUCAGAGGAUUCCCAUCUUCCCAGCUAGAAUUAUUUCCAUGAUAUGUGUUAUUGACAGAAAGAAUGUUAAAUUAGGGUGAGUAGCAUGGGGUGGCUUUCAAUAUCCUAGCCUUGAGACAGCUUGCUUUAUGAAUCUAUAAACUAUCUUGAUCCUGCUAGUCCUGGAAUGGACAUUUCGUGAGCAUAUUGUGGUGACUGGGGUAGGAAGAUGCUCGCUGUUUUUGCCCAUACAGCAUAUUAGUUCCUUUGGCCCUUCCAUUGUUUGGGUCCACAAGUGAUCUAUAGAAAGGCAGGUGUUCAAUAAUCAUGAGGACAAUGGCUUGUAGUUGUAACCACGAUGGCUAUUGAUUGUGUAUGUGCUUUAAGGCAUACUUAAUGUACGCCCCUGGGGAAAAAGGAAAGAUGCAGCUGAGAGUUGCUAACCAUAUUCAUUUGGUUAGAAAUAAUGAUUCAUUUUUUGCCCUUGGUUGGAACCGUCUCUAAAAGGCUCUGGUGACUGAAUGAGCUUAAUUCCUCAUGCUGUUUCUUGUAAAAGGCAUAAAACUGAAAACCUCUCUAAGGGGAAGACCUUUAAAAUCAAUUCAUAAGACAGCGUUGAGUAAGGGAGGUGGGGAAGAGUACCAGUAAUCUUCAGAUGUGGGUUUGUUCUGCCAACAAAAGCCACGUCCAAGUUGUAGCUGAUGAACGCUUUUUUCAGUGUUAUUUAGAAGAGGCCAUCUUGAAUCUAUAUAAUACGAUUUGACUUAUCAGCGUCACAUUUUGCUCAAUUCUUAUUUUGAGCUUUAGAGUCCUCUGAAGGGACAUCAGUAAUUCUGGUGGCAGAAUCAGACCUUUGACUUGUUAUAAAACCAUAAUACAGAAUGAACCUAUUUUGUCAGUUGGGGUUUAGGUUGAUUGGUUCUUGUGCUUGAGGAACAUAAAUUCCAUGGCUCAGAGACCUUUAGGCUCCCAUCUGCUUUAAGAUCGCUCUCUUGGCAACUAGGGGAGUAAAAAAAAAAAAGGUGCUUGUGUGUUGCUAGAACACAAUUAGAGAGUACGGUUUCUAAUGGUUGGACUUUGAGGGACCCUCCCUAAAGAAUGAGUUAUGUAUCUCCUCAAGGAAAUCAUGGAAAAUUCUGUUUAUUCUUCAGUGAGUCCUAUUGAAUUAAUGUUCUUACAUUUUUUUCUAAGUCUGUGUAAGUGCUUAUGUAUAAGUAUAUAAUUGUAUAAAUAUUUAUAAAUAUAUUUAUAUAAUU
Molecule: messenger RNA, 3350 nt
Organism: Hippopotamus amphibius kiboko
Lineage: Eukaryota; Metazoa; Chordata; Mammalia; Artiodactyla; Hippopotamidae
Gene: UBXN7
Product: UBX domain protein 7
Exons: 11
Coding region: 214-1536 (440 amino acids)
Biological process (GO): proteasome-mediated ubiquitin-dependent protein catabolic process
Cellular component (GO): nucleus
Molecular function (GO): ubiquitin binding
Source: RefSeq, a predicted model, not a curated record